UAAGAAUUUUUGUUACCUUUGAUAUUCAACUUUUUGUUUGUUUGUUUGCUUGCAGGGUUUUAGUUUCAGGGUGCUGACUGCUGACCUAUAUAUAUAUUAUAUAUAUAAUAAAAUAUAAAUAAUUGUUUUGUUUGUAUAUCAUCUCCGACGGACGACAAAUUAAACAAAAAUGCAGCAACAGCCACCGGCGUUCAAAAUUUCUCCAAAUGCAGUCACCACGGAACAGAUUCAAAAGUGCCUCGAAGAGAACAAAAAUUUGAUUUUAGCUAUAUUGGAAUAUCAAAAGCUCGGAAAAUUCCAGGAAUGCGCUCAGUACCAAGCUGUGCUCCAAAGGAACUUGAUGUACUUGGCUGCAAUUGCUGAUGCCCAACCGCCAACACCACAAAUACCAAAUGGCCCAAAUCCUUCACAGGUGAUGCAGAUUGCACCGAAUGCCAUACCCCAGCAAGCAAAUAAUCUCAUGCAACAACCACAGCCACCACAACAUGCAACUGUUCAGCAACUUAGCGUUGGUGGGCAGAAACUGCCGUUUCAGCUUAAUUCCUUUCGUGCUCAAGAUCAAGAACAAUUAUUGCAGUUUCAGCAGCAACAACUAUUUCAGGCACAGAUGGGACUACUCAGACCUGGGGCCCAGAAUGACUUGUUUGAGAUGCAGUCUUCCAUGAUGGCAAAUCGCGGUGGCCCACAAGAUGGAUCCGAAAUGGCUCUUGGUGGUGAUAGUAGAAUCAUGCAACAUAACUAUGGAGGGUUUAGGGAUUCUUGAACCGCUAGAAUAUGAUACAGAAAGGCGUCCUGGGUCAUGAUAUAGUUUGUUUUGGUUUAGUUGAUCGAGUGAAAAGAACAGGUGGGUAGGGAAGUAAGAAAGGAAAAAAAACGUGUCGAUCUUAUCAUUUUGUUUAGUACAGUGAUCGUAAAAUUGCAACUUAACAUGACCAUUUGAUGAAAACAAUUGGUUUUUGGUGAUCA
Messenger RNA from Erigeron canadensis, 966 nucleotides. RefSeq names its product GRF1-interacting factor 2-like. The transcript is spliced from 4 exons. Gene Ontology annotation, biological process: cell population proliferation; positive regulation of transcription by RNA polymerase II; leaf development. The record is from RefSeq and is a predicted model, not a curated record. Gene Ontology annotation, molecular function: transcription coactivator activity. Lineage: Eukaryota; Viridiplantae; Streptophyta; Magnoliopsida; Asterales; Asteraceae. Gene Ontology annotation, cellular component: nucleus. Bases 170 to 763 code for a protein of 197 amino acids.